UGGUCCCUUUGCCAAAAUAAACCGACCACAUACCAAGAGUUCCUUGUCCGCGCCCAAAAUUAUAUCAUGGCUGAGGAAUCCUCGUCCAUCCCGGUGCUCGAUGCCGCGUCAAACAAGGGAAAGGCGAAAGAUGAAAAGUUAGGAAAAUCGGGAAAAUCAUUUGCCGAGAUCCGAGCCAUGAGGAGGCAGAAAGUGGAGGAGCUCAAGGAGACCUUUCAAGGUGUCUUUUCAGUAGGUGCCGCGGCCGUCUACGAGGAGAUUAAGACCAAAGGGUUGCUACCGGACCCAAAGCCGAUGCUCACCGAUAAGGACAAGGUGGACAAAUCCCGUUACUGCACCUACCACAAGGCUCACGGACACAACACCGACCAGUGCCGAAACCUGAUCUCGGCACUGCUCAAAUUGAUUGAGGACCCGCACGUUAAAAGGUUUACCCAUUCAGGGGACAAGAGGAAGAAGGGAGGCCGUUUCGAGGACGGCCUCGACAGUGAAGACGAAGCCGACGUGAAUCCACGAAGGAAGAAGCCGCAACAGGGCGGCCCCAAUGAGAUCCUGACAUUCAACCCGGCAUAUCAGGGCGAGGCCGGCACCUCGAGGGGCCAGAAGCGAAAUCGGUCCCCUUCAUCGGGGGCCGACCAGACCUACUCCCCACCCUGGCGUGUGAACACCAGCCGAGCAGAAUCCCUCCUGUCGAGAAGACAGACCAAGGCUUAUGCCCGACAAGCCUAUCAUGCCGGGCAAAGGGUGAUGCACGCCGGGAGUAGACCGGCACCUGAACCGACUCCCAACAAGAUCUCAUUCACAGACGAAGAUGCUUUUCUCUUUGACCAUCCCCACUCCGACGCGUUGGUCAUCACCGCGCCUAUCAUGGCAAUCAAGAUCCACCGCAUCAUGGUCGACACUGGGGCCUAUGCGAGUAUACUCUACUACAACACUUUCAAGAAGAUGGGGAUAGAUUCAAAGGACGUGCAACCGUGCCGAGAACGGAUCCAGGGCUUCAACGGACGUAUGACCACCCCGGUCGGCCAAGUCACAUUGCCGAUUCGGUUCGGAGAAAAGGGGCAACCCACGAGAACCAUCCUCGAGACCUUCAAAAUCGUAGACUGUCAGAGCGAGUACAACGCCAUCAUAGGCAGGACAACGCUUUAUAAGUUAAGAGGCGCCCCAAUGGACGAAGUCGAGAUCAUUUUCAUCGAUGAAGAAACUUGUCAAAAGCAACUCCGAAUUGGGAGCCGGUUACCGGAACCACUGAAGGCCGAACUAAUCAAAUUCCUUAGGGAGAAUGCGGACGUCUUCGCGUGGACCCACGAAGACAUGGUCGGCAUCGACCCGAAAGUUGCCUGCCACAGACUUCAGGUCGACCCCAUGGCCAAACCCGUGGUGCAAAAGCGGAGAAAGCUCGGCCCUGAUCGCCAACAAGCCCUCGAGGAGGAAGUGAUAAAGUUGAAAGGCAACGAGUAUGUCCGGGAGGUCCGGUACCCGACCUGGGUCGCCAAGCCGGUCCUCGUGAAGAAGAACAAUGGGGCGUGGCGCCUGUGCAUAGACUUUUCCGAUCUGAACAAGGCGUGUCCCAAAGAUAGCUACCCCUUGCCCCACAUCGACUAUAUGGUAGACGCCACCUCGGGACACGAGCUGAUGAGCUUCAUGGACGCGUACUCGGGAUACAAUCAAAUAUCCAUGCACCCCGACGACGAAGAGCACACAUCUUUCUACUCGGCACGCGGACUCUACUGUUACACGAUGAUGCCAUUUGGACUGAAGAAUGCCGGGGCAACCUACCAACGUCUUGUUAAUAAAAUGUUUACUAGUUUGAUAGGUGUGAGCAUGGAAGUGUACGUAGAUGAUAUGUUGGUAAAAUCCGUGUACGCGUCUGAUCAUGUUAACGAUCUCAAUAAAAUGUUCUCUAUUUUGCGUGAUUACUCGAUGAAGUUAAAUCCCAAAAAAUGUACGUUUGGUGUCGGGUCCGGGAAAUUCCUGGGCUACAUUGUUAGCCAACGCGGCAUCAACGCGAGCCCCGAAAUGAUCCGGGCAGUACAAGACCUCCGACCACCAACCUCGAUCAAGGGAGUCCAAAGUCUAAUCGGCAAACUCGCCGCCCUAAGCCGGUUCAUCUCCAAGUCGACGAACCGGUGCAAGCCCUUCUUCGACGCAAUCAAGAAAAAUCACAAGUUUGAGUGGACCCCCGACUGCCAAAAAGCACUGGAAGCCAUUAAGGAGACCCUCUGCCGGGCCCCGACGAUGCAAAAGCCCCGCCCGGGAGAAACACUCUACCUUUACCUAGGAGUAUCCGAAGUGGCCGUGAGUGCCGCCCUGAUCCGGGAGGAGAACUCUUGCCAACACCCGGUCUACUACGUGAGCAAGGCACUUCACGAUGCCGAGCUGCGUUACGCACCCAUGGAAAAGCUCGCUUUCGCACUGGUAACCGUUGCCCGGAAGCUGAGGCCGUAUUUAUUGGAGUACUCAAUCGCCGUUCUCACCUCUUACCCUAUUAGACAGAUCCUACAUCGGCCGGACACGUCCGGCCGGAUGGUGAAGUGGGCAGUGGAGCUGGGGCAGUACGACAUCCACUACCGACCCCGAACAGCAAUGAAGGGGCAGGUACUCUCGGACUUCAUAGCGGAAUUCACGCCGGGAAUUGAAGAAACAAAAACUGAGGAGCCAUGGGUGAU
Molecule: messenger RNA, 2669 nt
Organism: Striga hermonthica
Lineage: Eukaryota; Viridiplantae; Streptophyta; Magnoliopsida; Lamiales; Orobanchaceae
Source: the annotation of a GenBank genome assembly